AUGGAAUCUGACCCGAUCCUCCUCCCCAUCCCGAUCUCGUAUAUCGCGGGUAGCUACUUUCUCUUCUCAAUCGAUGCCGUGACGUAUCUGAGACGCGAGCAUCACAUCUGCGGCGUGCUCAGCGGCACGCUGCCGCAGAUCCCCCAGCAGAAUGUGUUCCUGGGGUUGCCGUUGAAACUGAUGCCCGAGGAGGCCCGGCUGCUGGUGGAGAAAGGUGUAGCUUGCAUUGUAGACGAGGUAAACGCCCAGAGGGCCGGCAUGCGCGCCCUGGCGGCCGACGACCGCCGGAAGUAUCUGCGUGAGCUUGAAGCCCAGGGCGCGCAUGCCAUGCGCCUGCAGACUAGUCGCAAGGAGCUGCAGCGCGAGGAGGCGCUGCGGAAGGUCCAGGCGAAGAAGGCUGCUGCUGCUGCUAAGAAGGCUGGUGCUGAUGCCGCUCCCGAUGCUGCUGGUGCUACAGCUGGCAGUGACGAGCCCGCCGCGACAGAGAAUCCCUCGCGCCGCGCCUCAACUACCACCACCAACUCCGAAAUCCACGCCCCCUACGGCACAACAAUGGGCAUCACCCCCGCCACCUCCCACCCACCCCUCCCGUAUUCCCCGGCGACGUCCACCACCCUCCCCCCGCCCGCCGUGCCACCCUCCUAUCCGCUCUUCGCCCACCUCCACGCCGACGGCUACUACCUCUCGCCGGGCCUGCGCUUCGGCUGCCAGUACCUGGCGUACCCAGGCGACCCGCUGCGGUUCCACUCGCACUUCCUGGUCGUCGCGGCCGACUGGGACGAGGAGCUCGAUCUGAUGGCGCUCGUGGCCGGCGGGCGGCUGGGCACGGGCGUGAAGAAGGGGUUUCUGAUUGGCGGCGCGGAGCACACGAGGGCAGAUGAUGCGGGGAUCAUGGGGGAGCCGGAGAGCGUGCGGACGUUCAGUGUCGAGUGGGCUGGGAUGUGAUGGGCCUGCGCUUGGGAUCGGGGCUUUGUUGGGAUAUAUCGUCUUGUCCUGGUUGUUGCGCGCAGGACAUAUCGUCUUGUCUUGGUUGAAUGUUGCGCGCAACUAACCCACCUCCCUCUUUAUCACGCUUCAGUGGGGCGAGAGACUGCUGCGCCGCGCUGCGGCUGCCCUUCGGUCAGGAUGAGGACCUGCUUUGGGUCCCAGAUGGGAUCUCGCCGUCAGCGCGCGGCUUCCUGGGUACUAUAAGUACCUGGCCGGCACGGACGGACACGAAGUUCGUGAUCUGGAGCGUCUGGUCGGACUAUCGACGGGACUGCAUCUGGCUGAGCGUCUGGCUGAAUUGCAUCUGGCUGGACCGCAUCCAUAAACCAGAUCAUCAGACUAAAUCGACGAGUUCAAUCUGACCCAUGAACUGCUCGUCAAAUAUGCUACAUCGAUGACGAAUAAAUCGAAUGAAAUAAC
Aspergillus homomorphus CBS 101889 is the source of this 1407-nucleotide messenger RNA. RefSeq names its product tRNA splicing endonuclease subunit SEN34. Gene Ontology annotation, cellular component: tRNA-intron endonuclease complex. Gene Ontology annotation, biological process: tRNA-type intron splice site recognition and cleavage; tRNA splicing, via endonucleolytic cleavage and ligation. The record is from RefSeq and is a predicted model, not a curated record. NCBI's taxonomy places the organism in Eukaryota, Fungi, Ascomycota, Eurotiomycetes, Eurotiales, Aspergillaceae. The transcript has a single exon. The coding region runs from base 1 to 945 and encodes 314 amino acids. Gene Ontology annotation, molecular function: tRNA-intron lyase activity; nucleic acid binding.